AUGCGUUCGCUGGCCCUUCUUUUAUGCUUAAUUUCUGUAGUCAACGGUCUGGGGGAUAGAAGUUUUAUUUGUGAAGAUUAUGAUAUAGAAAACGAAUAUCCCUUUUUAGCGAGAAUAAUGUACGGUAAUGACCUGAUAUGUGGUGGGACCAUCAUUAGUAACCAGUAUAUACUUACAAGUGCGGAGUGCGUUUACAAAUCAAAUCGUACUAUAUUAUUUUACAGACGGGAACCAAACGAUUUGGUAGUUUUUGUUGGAGCCGAUUUUGAAUACGAAGAUGGUGGUGUUAGAUAUUUAGUAGGAGAAAUUCAGAGGCAUCGCGUACACAAAGCACGACGAAUAAGCGCCAUCGCUUUAUUACGCGUAGUCGAAGACAUUAAAUUCAGCAGUGCAAUUCAACCGAUUAAACUUUCAUCCAAUACUAAUUUUCCUGCAGGAAAAAUGGCUACUCUAAUUGGGUGGGACGCAGAGAUGUGUAUGGCCGGAGAAAGGGAGGAGAAGAUCUUACCGCAAGAAAGCUGUACUGAGCUAUACAGAAUAUGUACUUUGAGUGAAAUAGACUCAUACUAUGACCCCUGUUUUUCGAGUCUUUGGCUUCAGCCACACAGGCCGUGCCAUAAACCUUGCGGACCCAAAUAUGGAAAGGCAACUUGGGCCUGCAGAAUAACGGUUCCAGGUUCCUCUGGAAUACGUCACGGAUUUUGGGAAAAACACAGAAUUUUCUAUGCACCACCGUCCUCUCCAUGUAGAAAACCCUGCUCUCUUCCAAACAUGUACCACGCAAAGGAAGGGAGAAAAGAAGCUUUAAAAUACGGCAAAAUAUGCCAAAAAAACAUCAGAAUAAAACCAGAACUACAUCAGAACUAA
Megachile rotundata (alfalfa leafcutting bee) is the source of this 867-nucleotide messenger RNA. RefSeq names its product kallikrein-7-like. NCBI's taxonomy places the organism in Eukaryota, Metazoa, Arthropoda, Insecta, Hymenoptera, Megachilidae. The record is from RefSeq and is a predicted model, not a curated record.